GCCCGUUGGCAGCCGUGGCCACAAGUUUACUACACCCCAGCCUAGACUGAGGGGCCUUCAGCGCUCUCGUCAGCAGCUCUUUUCCUUCCGAUUAAAGUGCGAUUUCGGAACUUUACGCUAAUGAGCGUGCCGCGAGUAGUGUCCGUCCGUGUCCGCGAGUGCGCGAAAGCUGGAGUAGCGGCCGCGAUGCGUCGGGAAAAGUGUUUUCUGUGAGGUGUUCGGCCGGCAGGGCUACGCCGUCGUCAGCCGCGGCGCGCAGCGCGCAGCCAUUUUAGGGAGCAGUCCGGCAACGCCGCGCCGACUCCGCCAUUCGAAACAAAGUGUUUUUCUCCAGGUGCUCGAGUUGUGUCGGUUUUCCGCUCGUUUCCUGUGAUUUUCGCGUGUUAAAGUGGUGAUGUGAAGCGCGAGAUGCCGCCGAAAGUGUCAGUGUUGGUGAGGAAGCGUGUGUGAGUGCGAUGGAGAGCGAAGUGAAGCAGCGAAGCCAGAGGAAUAGGCGACGGGAGCGAGCUCAGCGCAUGCAGGCUCAAAGGGAGAGCCAGGAAAAAGGUGGUGGAGACAGUGCCGAGGAUGAGUCUCCUAGCAGGGAGAAGCCUCAACGGCCGCCUCCGCCCAACAGGAGAAAACGCUCCAAAGAACCCUCGUUCGAAGAGGACGUUGUGGAUGGAUUUGCAAUCUUGUCCUUCAAGAACUACGAGGAUAUUGAGGUGGCGCUCAAGCUCUCGGCCAGGAACGCGCUGUCCGUGAAGCUCGCCCUCGCGCCGACCCUCGGCGACGAGAAGAACCACCUCAAGAAUGGCGACGUGUCGGAGGCCGCCCCGGCCGCCAACAACAACAACAACCACAACAACAACAACAACCAGCGGAACCACAACAACCACAACCACAUCAGGCAUUCGGCCGCGUCGGGCAACCUCGAUGUUGGCACCAGUGACGAUUCUGGACGAGCUUCCGAACGGCUAAACGGCGCUUCCGUCGACACCUCGCACGACCGACUGAGCGAUGGGAGCAGUCGAUGCAGUUCUGGAAGGGGAUAUAUCUGUGAUAGUGAGGGCGAGGACGAUCGGGUGAACGAGGGUCGCGUCGGAUGGAGCGUGCCUGCAGCGCGGGGCGUUCAAAUGGUGAGUUCCUCGCGCCGAGGGCACGCCGUCUGGCGGCCGAGCUGGGGACUGGCGGGAACGGACCCGUCCUCAAUCUACGCGUCGCCCGGAGGGAGAAAACAUGAUGGAGCGGCCGCCAGCCACGCCGCCACCAGCAACGGCACCGCGUCGCCCCCCCACCAGCCAGGCCAGCAAGGCCCGGCCACCAGCAAGCACCAGCCGCCCGCCACCGGACCGCACUACCCACCCCACUCGACGCAGGCCAACCGCCUGCCCGGCCACACGACGCUGCUGGCGACGACGGCCGCGUCCCACCAACCCCACCAGCCGCCCACCUCCAUCAUGUCGUCCAGGUCGUCGCCGAGGCCGCCCAUCCCGCCCUACGGCAUGCUGGCCAUGACGACGGCGCCGUCAACGCCGCUCUCGGCGAGCAAAGGACUGACAUCGUCGGCGCCUUCCAAGGGGCCCGCGUCGACGCCACCCGCCCCCUCGCUUGGCCCCGCCGGCUACGGCCUUCCGCACGGGUACCCGCACUACCCGUCGCUGUACUCGCCCUACGGCAUGCACUACCUGCCCCCCGUCGCUUCCAGCUCGCCGCUGGCGUCGCCUCGACCAGACUCGCUGACGGUGCGGUCGCCGCACUCCUCCAGCCUCAAGACCUCCGCGGCCUCGUCGGUGAUUGCCGCCAACGGCCAGCCUCUGCCUUCCGGUCCGCCCGUCGUAACUCCGGGCGCGGCGGGGCAGGGCUCGGCCGCCGGCCACCCCGGCGCACACCCCGGACCCCACCCCGGGGCCCACCCUGGCGGGCACCCCGGGACGCACCCCGCCAGCGCGCGGGCCUCGCCCCUGGGCAUGCCGCUGGGCUCCCACCUGCCUCACGGGCACGGCGCGCCCCCCGCUCUGGGCGGCUCCCUGCCUGGGGUGCACCUCCCUCCAGGAGGCCACCACCCUGGCGCCCACCCCGCGGGCCACCCGGGCCCCGCCACGGCCGCGACGUCAGCAGUGCCCACCAGCACGGCCCCCGCAGUUACCAAUGCCUCUUCGUCUGUGAUCACCACCUCCGCCUCGAGCACCCACAUGCACACCGUGACGACGCCCCUCAUCGGGAGGAGCCACUCGCCGCGCGGCCACAGCCCGUCGCGCGAGCGGGACAGCUACAGCAGCAGCGGGGUGAGCAGCAUGGGCCGCAGCAGCGUGACGCCUGUGAGCAACGCGGGCGGGCCGCUGCUGCUGUCCGGGCCGUCGGGGCCCCAAGGCCCGCUGCCCACAAACCCCUCGCCGUUCAGCGCGGCGGCCGUGGCGGCCUCCGCGACCGCGGCCUCACCCUCGGCGUCGUCGGCCUCCACCCCAGUGUCUUCUAGUCUCUCCUACCCCAAAGGACCUGGCGCGUGGCCGAGUUCCAACUCCAGCAGCCAGCUGUCGCCCGCCGGCAGCAGCCCCGCCAUCAGGCCCGGGCUGGCGACGGCCUCGCCCUCGGCGUCCAUCGCGUCGCCGCACCACGCCGGGCCCUACUCGGCCGGCACCCUGUUCGCGCCGCCGCCCCCCGUGACGGCGGCGGGGCCCACUCCCACCAGCUCCAACCCCGCCCCCUUCUCGGCCGAGUCAUUGCUGUCAAAUCAAGCUGAUCUUCUAAGAAGAGAGUUGGACAGCAGAUUUUUGGCGUCACAAGAUAGGUCUUUAAAUGUUGGUCCCCCGCCAUACUUGAGAACGGAAAUGCACCACCAUCAGCACCAACAUCCACAAUUACAUCCAGGAGCCUCAGCGCUGGGAGCGCUAGGGGCACCUCCUCAAGCACCGUCUGUUUUCCCUCCACCACUUUUCAAGGAUGUGCCAAAGUUGGGAGGUAUCGACUCCCCUUUUUAUCGACAGAAUACUCUGGGUUUGGGUUCAUACCCUUCAUACUCAGGGCUUCCACCUUUAACAGCACUAGGAAAUUCAACUCCAUUUGCUCCUCCAAGUCACUUGCCAACAUUCACUCCCAAGGUUGCUGACCCCUCAAAACCCAAGUCAUCGAAGCAGGGCCGGUGGAACGCCAUGCACGUGCGCAUCGCGUGGGUCAUCUACGGCCACCAGCAGAAGUCGCAGGCGGACGCCCCGAAGCUGCCCGCCGCCGCCGGCCAG
Thrips palmi is the source of this 3218-nucleotide messenger RNA. RefSeq names its product autism susceptibility gene 2 protein-like. The annotation marks the transcript as partial. The transcript is spliced from 18 exons. The record is from RefSeq and is a predicted model, not a curated record. Lineage: Eukaryota; Metazoa; Arthropoda; Insecta; Thysanoptera; Thripidae.